Kogia breviceps (pygmy sperm whale) is the source of this 7317-nucleotide messenger RNA. The record is from RefSeq and is a predicted model, not a curated record. Lineage: Eukaryota; Metazoa; Chordata; Mammalia; Artiodactyla; Physeteridae.
AUGACCCGACAGCCUGUGGACAUCAGAGGUCCCGUAAACCCCCCUGGGGGUACCCCAACUGCCAGCCCCCAGUCCACGCUCCUGCCAGGGACUGAAUCGGGUUUGGCCCUGAGGCUGGUGAAUGGAGGUGACAGAUGUCAGGGCCGAGUGGAGGUCCUGUACCGAGGCUCCUGGGGCACCGUGUGUGAUGACAGCUGGGACACCAACGACGCCGACGUGGUCUGCAGACAGCUGGGCUGUGGCCGGGCCACGUCGGCCCCAGGAAAUGCGCGGUACGGUCAGGGCUCAGGGCCCAUCGUCCUGGACGACGUGCGCUGCUCGGGGCACGAAACCUACCUGUGGAGCUGCCCUCACAACCCAUGGAACACACACAACUGUGGACACAGCGAGGACGCCAGUGUCGUCUGCUCAGCUGCCGGCACCCAGUCCACGCUCGUGCCAGAUUCCUGGACGACCACACCUCCCGGACCAUCUGAAGGAACUGAAUCUGGUUUGGCCCUGAGGCUGGUGAAUGGAGGUGACAGGUGUCAGGGCCGGGUGGAGGUCCUGUACCGAGGCUCCUGGGGCACCGUGUGUGAUGACAGCUGGGACACCAAUGACGCCGACGUGGUCUGCAGACAGCUGGGCUGUGGCCGGGCCACGUCGGCCCCAGGAAAUGCCCGGUACGGUCAGGGUUCAGGGCCCAUCGUCCUGGACGACGUGGGCUGCUCGGGGCACGAAACCUACCUGUGGAGCUGCCCUCACAGAGACUGGAACACACACAACUGUGGACACAGCGAGGACGCCAGUGUCGUCUGCUCAGGUUGGUCUCAAACAAGCUGGGACCUCUUCCCCUGGAAGACACAGGAGAGAGCAUUUUCCCAUCUCCUUCCAGGAACUGAAUCUGGUUUGGCCCUGAGGCUGGUGAAUGGAGGUGACAGAUGUCAGGGCCGAGUGGAGGUCCUGUACCGAGGCUCCUGGGGCACCGUGUGUGAUGACAGCUGGGACACCAACGACGCCGACGUGGUCUGCAGACAGCUGGGCUGUGGCCGGGCCACGUUGGCCCCAGGAAAUGCCCGGUACGGUCAGGGCUCAGGCCCCAUCGUCCUGGACGAUGUGCGCUGCUCGGGGCACGAAACCGACCUGUGGAGCUGCCCUCACAACCCAUGGAACACACACAACUGUAGACACAGCGAGGACGCCAGUGUCGUCUGCUCAGCUGCCGGCACCCAGUCCACGCUCGUGCCAGAUUCCUGGACGACCACACCUCCCGCCUCCGGAACUGAAUCUGGUUUGGCCCUGAGGCUGGUGAAUGGAGGUGACAGGUGUCAGGGCCGGGUGGAGGUCCUGUACCGAGGCUCCUGGGGCACCGUGUGUGAUGACAGCUGGGACACCAAUGACGCCGACGUGGUCUGCAGACAGCUGGGCUGUGGCCGGGCCACGUCGGCCCCAGGAAAUGCCCGGUACGGUCAGGGUUCAGGGCCCAUCGUCCUGGACGACGUGGGCUGCUCGGGGCACGAAACCUACCUGUGGAGCUGCCCUCACAGAGACUGGAACACACACAACUGUGGACACAGAGAGGACGCCAGUGUCGUCUGCUCAGAUUCCUGGACGACCACACCUCCCGCCUCCGGACCUGAAUCUGGUUUGGCCCUGAGGCUGGUGAAUGGAAGUGACAGCUGCCAGGGCCGAGUGGAGGUCCUGUACCGAGGCUCCUGGGGCACCGUGUGUGAUGACAGCUGGGACACCAACGACGCCAACGUGGUCUGCAGACAGCUGGGCUGUGGCCGGGCCACGUCGGCCCCAGGAAAUGCCUGGUACGGUCAGGGCUCAGGCCCCAUCGUCCUGGACGAUGUGCGCUGCUUGGGGCACGAAACCGACCUGUGGAGCUGCGCUCACAACCCAUGGAACACACACAACUGUGGACACAGCGAGGACGCCAGUGUCGUCUGCUCAGAUUCCUGGACGACCACACCUCCCGACCUCUUCCCCUGGAAGACACAGGAGAGUGCAUUUUCCCAUCUCCUUCCAGGACCUGAAUCUGGUUUGGCCCUGAGGCUGGUGAAUGGAAGUGACAGCUGCCAGGGCCGAGUGGAGGUCCUGUACCGAGGCUCCUGGGGCACCGUGUGUGAUGACAGCUGGGACACCAACGACGCCAACGUGGUCUGCAGACAGCUGGGCUGUGGCCGGGCCACGUCGGCCCCAGGAAAUGCCUGGUACGGUCAGGGCUCAGGCCCCAUCGUCCUGGACGAUGUGCGCUGCUCGGGGCACGAAACCGACCUGUGGAGCUGCGCUCACAACCCAUGGAACACACACAACUGUGGACACAGCGAGGACGCCAGUGUCGUCUGCUCAGGUUGGUCUCAAACAAGCUGGGACCUCUUCCCCUGGAAGACACAGGAGAGUGCAUUUUCCCAUCUCCUUCCAGGACCUGAAUCUGGUUUGGCCCUGAGGCUGGUGAAUGGAGGUGACAGAUGUCAGGGCCGAGUGGAGGUCCUGUACCGAGGCUCCUGGGGCACCGUGUGUGAUGACAGCUGGGACACCAAUGACGCCGACGUGGUCUGCAGACAGCUGGGCUGUGGCCGGGCCAUGUCGGCCCCAGGAAAUGCCCAGUACGGUCAGGGCUCAGGGCCCAUCGUCCUGGACGACGUGGGCUGCUCGGGGCACGAAACCUACCUGUGGAGCUGCCCUCACAGCGACUGGAACACACACAACUGUGGACACAGCGAGGACGCCAGUGUCGUCUGCUCAGGUUGGUCUCAAACAAGCUGGGACCUCUUCCCCUGGAAGACACAGGAGAGUGCAUUUUCCCAUCUCCUUCCAGGACCUGAAUCUGGUUUGGCCCUGAGGCUGGUGAAUGGAAGUGACAGCUGCCAGGGCCGAGUGGAGGUCCUGUACCGAGGCUCCUGGGGCACCGUGUGUGAUGACAGCUGGGACACCAACGACGCCGACGUGGUCUGCAGACAGCUGGGCUGUGGCCGGGCCACGUCGGCCCCAGGAAAUGCCCGGUACGGUCAGGGCUCAGGCCCCAUCGUCCUGGACGAUGUGCGCUGCUCGGGGCACGAAACCGACCUGUGGAGCUGCCCUCACAACCCAUGGAACACACACAACUGUGGACACAGCGAGGACGCCAGUGUCGUCUGCUCAGGUUGGUCUCAAACAAGCUGGGACCUCUUCCCCUGGAAGACACAGGAGAGUGCAUUUUCCCAUCUCCUUCCAGGAACUGAAUCUGGUUUGGCCCUGAGGCUGGUGAAUGGAGGUGACAGAUGUCAGGGCCGAGUGGAGGUCCUGUACCGAGGCUCCUGGGGCACCGUGUGUGAUGACAGCUGGGACACCAAUGACGCCGACGUGGUCUGCAGACAGCUGGGCUGUGGCCGGGCCAUGUCGGCCCCAGGAAAUGCCCAGUACGGUCAGGGCUCAGGGCCCAUCGUCCUGGACGACGUGGGCUGCUCGGGGCACGAAACCUACCUGUGGAGCUGCCCUCACAGCGACUGGAACACACACAACUGUGGACACAGCGAGGACGCCAGUGUCGUCUGCUCAGGUUGUCUUUCCCUGGAAGGAUUCUGAAUCUCGUUUGGCCCUCAGGACCUCUUCCCCUGGAAGACACAGGAGAGUGCAUUUUCCCAUCUCCUUCCAGGACCUGAAUCUGGUUUGGCCCUGAGGCUGGUGAAUGGAAGUGACAGCUGCCAGGGCCGAGUAGAGGUCCUGUACCGAGGCUCCUGGGGCACCGUGUGUGAUGACAGCUGGGACACCAACGACGCCGACGUGGUCUGCAGACAGCUGGGCUGUGGCCGGGCCACGUCGGCCCCAGGAAAUGCCUGGUACGGUCAGGGCUCAGGCCCCAUCGUCCUGGACGAUGUGCGCUGCUCGGGGCACGAAACCGACCUGUGGAGCUGCCCUCACAACCCAUGGAACACACACAACUGUGGACACAGCGAGGACGCCAGUGUCAUCUGCUCAGGUUGGUCUCAAACAAGCUGGGACCUCUUCCCCUGGAAGACACAGGAGAGUGCAUUUUCCCAUCUCCUUCCAGGACCUGAAUCUGGUUUGGCCCUGAGGCUGGUGAAUGGAGGUGACAGAUGUCAGGGCCGAGUGGAGGUCCUGUACCGAGGCUCCUGGGGCACCGUGUGUGAUGACAGCUGGGACACCAAUGACGCCGACGUGGUCUGCAGACAGCUGGGCUGUGGCCGGGCCAUGUCGGCCCCAGGAAAUGCCCAGUACGGUCAGGGCUCAGGGCCCAUCGUCCUGGACGACGUGGGCUGCUCGGGGCACGAAACCUACCUGUGGAGCUGCCCUCACAGCGACUGGAACACACACAACUGUGGACACAGCGAGGACGCCAGUGUCGUCUGCUCAGCUGCUGGCACCCAGUCCACGCUCCUGCCAGAUUUGGCAUUUUCCCAUCUCCUUCCAGGACCUGAAUCUGGUUUGGCCCUGAGGCUGGUGAAUGGAAGUGACAGCUGCCAGGGCCGAGUGGAGGUCCUGUACCGAGGCUCCUGGGGCACCGUGUGUGAUGACAGCUGGGACACCAACGACGCCGACGUGGUCUGCAGACAGCUGGGCUGUGGCCGGGCCACGUCGGCCCCAGGAAAUGCCUGGUACGGUCAGGGCUCAGGCCCCAUCGUCCUGGACGAUGUGCGCUGCUCGGGGCACGAAACCGACCUGUGGAGCUGCCCUCACAACCCAUGGAACACACACAACUGUAGACACAGCGAGGACGCCAGUGUCGUCUGCUCAGCUGCUGGCACCCAGUCCACGCUCCUGCCAGAUUCCUGGACGACCACACCUCCCGCCUCCGGAACUGAAUCUGGUUUGGCCCUGAGGCUGGUGAAUGGAGGUGACAGGUGUCAGGGCCGGGUGGAGGUCCUGUACCGAGGCUCCUGGGGCACCGUGUGUGAUGACAGCUGGGACACCAACGAUGCCGAUGUGGUCUGCAGACAGCUGGGCUGUGGCCGGGCCACGUCGGCCCCAGGAAAUGCCCGGUACGGUCAGGGCUCAGGGCCAAUCGUCCUGGACGACGUGCGCUGCUCGGGGCACGAAACCUACCUGUGGAGCUGCCCUCACAGAGACUGGAACACACACAACUGUGCACACAGUGAGGACGCCAGUGUCGUCUGCUCAGAUUCCUGGACGACCACACCUCCCGACCUCUUCCCCUGGAAGACACAGGAGAGUGCAUUUUCCCAUCUCCUUCCAGGAACUGAAUCUGGUUUGGCCCUGAGGCUGGUGAAUGGAGGUGACAGGUGUCAGGGCCGGGUGGAGGUCCUGUACCGAGGCUCCUGGGGCACCGUGUGUGAUGACAGCUGGGACACCAACGACGCCGACGUGGUCUGCAGACAGCUGGGCUGUGGCCGGGCCACGUCGGCCCCAGGAAAUGCCCGGUACGGUCAGGGCUCAGGCCCCAUCGUCCUGGACGACGUGCGCUGCUCGGGGCACGAAACCUACCUGUGGAGCUGCCCUCACAGCGACUGGAACACACACAACUGUGGACACAGCGAGGACGCCAGUGUCGUCUGCUCAGGUUGGUCUCAAACAAGCUGGGUCACUAGGCCAACCCUGACUCUCCCCGCCUCAUCUAAUGUGGAGGGAACUGAAUCUGGUUUGGCCCUGAGGCUGGUGAAUGGAGGUGACAGAUGUCAGGGCCGAGUGGAGGUCCUGUACCGAGGCUCCUGGGGCACCGUGUGUGAUGACAGCUGGGACACCAACGACGCCGACGUGGUCUGCAGACAGCUGGGCUGUGGCCGGGCCACGUCGGCCCCAGGAAGUGCCCGGUACGGUCAGGGCUCAGGGCCCAUCGUCCUGGACGACGUGGGCUGCUCGGGGCAUGAAACCUACCUGUGGAGCUGCCCUCACAGCGACUGGAACACACACAACUGUGGACACAGCGAGGACGCCAGUGUCGUCUGCUCAGGUUGGUCUCAAGCAACGUCGGCCCCUUUUACCCCUGUCGUGCGCCCUGUGUCAAAUUAUUCCUGCGGAAGCUUCCUGUCCCAACCUUCAGGGAGCUUUGUCAGCCCAUCCUACCCUGGGAACUAUCCGAACAAUGCCAAGUGUGUGUGGGACAUUGAAGUUCAGAACAACUACGUAGUGACUGUAGUCUUCAGAGACGUCCAGCUUGAAGGCGGCUGUAACUACGAUUAUAUUGAAGUGUUUGAUGGCCCUUACCACAGUUCCCCUCUGCUUGCCCGGGUUUGUGACGGGGCGACGGGCUCCUUCACCUCGUCAUCCAACUUCAUGUCCAUUCGCUUCAUCAGCGAUGGCAGCGUCACGAAGAGAGGGUUCCAGGCUGCAUACUACUCCAGUCUUCACAAUGGGGUCACAAAGCUGCUUUGCCUGCAGAAUCACAUGCAAGCCAGUGUGAGCGUGGACUACCUCCAGUCUCUGGGCCACUCUGCCAGAGACCUCGUCAUCCCCGGCUGGAACAGGAGCUACCAGUGUCAGCCCCAGAUUACUUCGAGCCAGGUGACCUUCACAGUUCCCUACUCCGGCUGUGGCACCAUCGAGCAGGUGGAUAAUGAUACCAUCACCUACUCCAACUUCCUCAAAGCAGCUGUUUCAAGUGGCAUCAUCAAGAGGAGGAAGGACCUCCACAUUCAAAUCAGCUGCAAAAUGCUCCAGAACACGUGGGUUAACACAAUGUACAUUGCCAAUGACACCCUCGAGGUCAAGAACAUACAAUACGGCAACUUUGACGUGAACAUUUCCUUUUAUACGUCCUCUUCAUUCCUAUAUCCCGUGACCAGCAGCCCCUACUAUGUGGACCUGAACCAGGAUUUGUACCUUCAGGCUGAAAUCCGCCAUUCUAACGCCUCCCUGGCCUUAUUUCUGGACACCUGUGUGGCGUCACCGUCUCCCACUGACUUUACAUCUUUGACUUAUGAUCUCAUCCGGAGUGGGUGUGUGAAGGAUGAAACCUACCGAUCCUACCACCAGCCCUCACCCGACGUCCUCUGCUUCAAGUUCAAUGCCUUCCGCUUCCUGAGCCUCUUCCCCUCCGUGUACCUGCAGUGCAAGAUGGUCGUGUGCAGGUCGUACGAUGCCUCGUCCCGCUGCAGCAGAGGCUGCAUCGUGAGGGCCAGGAGGGACGUGGGCUCCUACCAGGAGAAGGUGGAUGUCACCCUGGGACCCAUCCGGCUGCAGGUCCCGCACGCUGAGAAGAGGAGCCUGGACCAUCCAGAGGUUGACCUGGAAGAGGAGGCCAGCCCCCAGGGGAGCUACCACAGUGCCACCAUCCUUGCUGGGGUCUUCCUGGUCGUGCUCUUGGCUGCAGCAGCCUUCAUAUUGGGGAGGAGCACCCGUGCUGCCCGUGGCCAGCGUCUGAGCUCUAGGAUGUGA